Messenger RNA from Lotus japonicus, 1023 nucleotides. RefSeq lists its product as uncharacterized. The record is from RefSeq and is a predicted model, not a curated record. NCBI's taxonomy places the organism in Eukaryota, Viridiplantae, Streptophyta, Magnoliopsida, Fabales, Fabaceae. The transcript has a single exon. Bases 1 to 1023 code for a protein of 340 amino acids.
AUGGAGAGGGGAAGCCUUUGGUGUAAAGUUCUUAGAGCAAAAUACUGUAACGCUAAUCACUCUAAACCUUCCUCUUGGUGGCUUGAUCUUUCCCAGGUGUGUUCUCCUGAAGGCCAUGAGAUGUGGUUUGAAGACAACAUUAAAAGGAAGCUUAGGGAAGGAAAUGAUACACUAUUUUGGAAAGAUGAUUGGUUGAACCAAGGGAAACUCAUUGACAAGUAUCCUAGGUUGUUUCACCUCUCUACUCAAGGGAAUUACCAUGUGAAGAAGAUGGGAUACUGGACUAAUGGAACCUGGAAUUGGGAUUUCAAGUGGAGAAGACCACUAAGGGACCCUGAAAAUCAGUUGCUCAAGACUUUUUUGCUUUCUGUGAAUACUGCUACUCUUCAUGAGGGCUCUCUUGAUAGCUGGACCUGGACCGCAGCUGCAGAAGGCAUGUACACAGUAAGUUCAGCCUAUGAUGUUUUACAAGGAGAGAUCGUAGAGGAAAGGGGCAGGAUUUUUCAGAAUUUAUGGGAGAUACCUGCACCCUCUAACACCUUGGCUUUUGGUUGGAGGGUUCUUCACGACAGAAACCAAACUAGAGAGAACUUGAGGAAGAGGCAUGUGCUUCAUCUUGAAGAGGAAGUGGUUUGCCCGCUGUGUUUUCAUGCUGAGGAAUCCUCUUCACAUCUUCUCUUCACUUGUCCGUUUGCAUGGAAUGUGUGGAUGGCUACCUACAAGUGGCUAGGCAUCACCACAGUUUUACCCAAGGAAGUGGAAGGCCACUUUCUCCAGCACAUUUCCUUUUGCUGGUCAAAGAGGCAAAUGUUGGGAGCUUGGGUAAUUUGGAUUUCUGUCAUUUGGUCCAUUUGGUCUCAUAGGAAUGCAAUUAUCUUCAAAGAGGGGAAUGUGGAUGUUGAUAAAGUGAUUGAUUUAAUCCAGUUCAGGUCUUGGAGCUGGCUUAGGGGCAAAUUUAAAGGUUUCUGCUGUUCAUUGUAUGAUUGGCAAAUCCAACCUGCUUUUGCAAUUGCCAUGCUCUAA